UAACUGUUGACUAUAUGCUAAAAUAUGACUGUUAUGCAGUGAAUUGGUGAUUUUAUAUGUAAUUAAAAUGUACAAACAUUGAAACAAACAAUAAAUAAAAGUGGAGAAUAAAUAUAAAUACAAUGGAGCCCUUAAAAGAAGCAAUUAGUGUGCGUUCAGCUCGUUUGAACAAUCAUGUUCUGGGCAGAAAUAUUAACAAUGCAUCUGCUUCUAUGAAAUGUGUUGCAAGGGAAGGACUUUUGGAUGCCCUAAUGGCCUUAUACGAUGAAUGCAAUUCUGAUAUAUUAAAAAAAUCUGAUAAGAACAUAGCCUUAUUUGUAGAUAAAUAUCGAAGUACAAUUUUGGACCUUAAAAGACUCAGGGUUAACAUAGGUGAUUUCGAAGUAAAGAAUAUUAUAGGCCGUGGUCAUUUUGGAGAAGUUCAUGUUGUUAGAGAGAAACAAACAGGAGAUGUCUAUGCAAUGAAAACUUUACGAAAAUGUGAUUCACUAGGAAAAAAUAAUAUCAGUUUUUAUGAAGAGGAGCGUGAUAUUAUGGCCAAUAAUCAAAGUCCUUGGCUUACUAGUCUCCAAUAUGCUUUUCAGGAUAUGGCUCAUUUAUAUUUGGUUAUGGAAUUUCAUCCUGGUGGUGAUCUUCUGGGAUUAUUAGAAAGACGUGGAAAUGGUUCUGGUAUUGGAGAAGCUGCCUCAAAGUUUUAUCUUGCUGAACUAGCUUUGGCUAUUCAUGCCUUGCAUUGUAUGGGAUAUGUGCACAGAGAUGUUAAACCCGAUAAUGUUCUUUUAGAUAGAUGUGGGCAUUUAAAGUUGGCAGAUUUUGGCUCAGCAUCUAAAUUGAAUUCAUCAGGUUUUGUAACUAGUGCGAUGCCGGCUGGCACUCCAGAUUACAUUGCCCCAGAAGUUUUAGUGGCUGUAGAAAGUUCAAAGACUGAUAAAUAUGGGAUAUCUUGCGAUUAUUGGUCAUUAGGUGUAGUUGCUUAUGAAUUAUUAACAGGCAGAACACCAUUUAGUUCUGAAGCAAUUGCAAGUACUUAUAGUAAAAUAAUGAAUCAUAAAAAUGCUGCAAGUGAUCUCAUUUUUCCUGAAGAAACCUCAAAAGAAUAUUCUUCUUUUGUGAAAGGUUUAUUGACUGACUGUAAAAGUAGAUUAACAUACCCUAAAAUAGUAUCACAUGAAUUAUUUCAAGAUGUUAUUUGGGAUAAGUUGAGAGAACAGGUUCCACCUUUUGUGCCUAUAGUAAAUGGUUGUGAUGACACAUCUAAUUUUGAGGAAUUCACUCACAAACCUUCUCAACCAUCAAUAGAGAAUUUUCGCACAAAAACUCAGUUCAAUGGUAGAAAUUUGCCAUUCAUUGGGUUCACUUACAUUCAUAAUUUGGACAAUGAUAUUUUGUCAAGUGUACAAUCGAAAACAUAUGUUGAUUUAAAUGUAACACUAAACAAAAAUGUUGAAAAACCACUUGAGAGUACUUCUAGAGAGCGCAAAACUAUUGAAGGAUUGCAAGAACGAUUAAUCAAGGCAGAAAGACACAGUCAGGAUGCAGAAGCUUUGGAAAGAAGGCUUGCCGAAAAGGUCAAAAGAGUUGAAUCUGCAGAAGCAAUCCGCGAUAGGCUGGAAAGAGAAUUAUCUACAUAUAAAAAUGAUAAUAAGAAUAUGAAACGGAUGUUAGAUAUGGAAAGAAAGGAACGUAAAGCAUUUGAAGGACAAGCUCUUGAGUUGAUUGCUUCUACAAAAGCGAAAUGGGAAUUGAAUGGAAACGCAAGGAUAGCAGCUUUAACAAAAGAUUUGAAUCAACGAGAAGAAAAGAUUAAAGAGAUGGAUACUGCUAAUGGUGCUCUGGCAGCAAGAUUAGAACGAGCUCAAAAGGAUUUGCAAGAUAAAGUUAAAGAACUUGAAAGAAUUAAAAAUAUACAACUAGAGUGCAAGAAUACUAUUGCUAAGGCUCAAGAGCGCUCCAGACAAAGCAUUAUGGGUGCUGAGAUGCGUUUCGAGACCAUAAAUGCAGAAAAUCGCCAGAAGGUUGAAGAUUUACAAAAGAAACUUGAUGCUGAGAAGAAAAAUAGAAGAGAAAUUGAAAAGAAAUGUUUUGAAUUUGAGCAGAAAGAAAAGCAAUACAGCAAGGAAUUGCAUUCUUGCAGAGAUAAAAUUUUAAAAUAUGAAUCAAGUAUUAAAGAGUUAGAGGCACAAUUAGAGGAUUUGCAGCCCUUACAAGAACAAAUGCCUCAACUGAUGAAGAAAAUCCAGGAUCUUCAAGCUGAACGCAAAGAUAUUGUAAAGUUUAAAGAUAUGGAAGAAGUAUUGAAAAGAGAAAGAAUGGAAUUAGAAAAUUUACAGAAACAAGUCAAGGUCUUGAAAAAUGACUUGACACACAGUCAAAAUUCAUUAGAGCGCCAUGAAACAUCAUUGACUGUACGCAAUAAGCAAAAGGACACUCUUAUUGAAAAUUUAAGAGAGGAACUUAAAACAGCAGCUGCUGAAAAGGAACGCUUGCAACAGCGUUUACAAGCAGUAGUGGAUAGUGACGAAAUUAAUAAAGCUAAAAUAAAAGGCUUAGAACAAAUGUUAUCUCAAUUAGAAUCUGAACUUGAAAAUAUUGAAAAAGCCGAUAAGUAUUCAAAUAUGAAAUUCUCAUCUGAAUCUCCACAAAAAUCAAUGUUUUUACAAGAACAAAUUAAAAGACUAGAAGAGCAAUUGAAAAAUGCCACUGAGCAAGCAGCAUUGGAAAAACAAAAUGCCAAAGUUGCCAAUUCUGCUCUGUGGAAAAAGGAGAAGGAAUUAUCAGAAAGUGAUCUAGACAAACGUAUAACACAACGUGAAUUGAAACAACUUGAAGAAAAGCUUAAAACUAUUACUGAAGAAAAACGGAAAUUAAUUGAACAACUAGAACAACAAAAAUCUCAAUCAGAAAAAUUACAAAGGCGACUAGAUGCCUACCAGAACAAGAGUGAUGCUGAAAAGAACAGUUUCAGUAAAUGCCAAGCUGACUUGAGUGAAUGCAAGUCUCAGAAUCUUAUUUUGAAGGCUGAAAUAAGAAAAAAUGAAAGCGCUAUUAAAUGUUUAGACAAUGAGAUUGCUCGAUUGAAGGAAAUUUGUUCAGUUAAAGAAGAGGAAGUGAAAAGCAUUGAAGAUUUCUACAAGGAUCAAAAGAGGGAUUAUGAUAAUUUGAAAAUAGUAAGAUUUAUAUCAUCAUAUCCAUAUUAUUAUUAA
Molecule: messenger RNA, 3203 nt
Organism: Ctenocephalides felis (cat flea)
Lineage: Eukaryota; Metazoa; Arthropoda; Insecta; Siphonaptera; Pulicidae
Product: citron Rho-interacting kinase-like
Exons: 15
Coding region: 123-3203 (1026 amino acids)
Biological process (GO): peptidyl-threonine phosphorylation; actomyosin structure organization
Cellular component (GO): actin cytoskeleton; cytoplasm
Molecular function (GO): ATP binding; protein serine/threonine kinase activity
Source: RefSeq, a predicted model, not a curated record